AUGGGUGGUGGUCAUAACAUCACUACAGCACCUACCAACCCCAUCAUCAAUACCGCAGAAUCCAUUCUUACCCUACCUCUUGUUGGAAACAAGAAAGCACCGAAGAAGUUCACUGGAGAUUACAGAGAAGUCUCAAGGUUUAUCAGACACUUUGAAAGGUUGUGCCAACAACAUGACAUCACUUCAGACCAAGACAAGUGCGAGACUAUUAGACUCUACUGCUCUACAAGUGUUGUUGAGUUCAUUGAAGGAUUGAAGUCAUUUAUUGAUGGACAGUGGGAUGCAUUGAAGAAGGAUCUAGAGAAGUACUAUGAUGCUGCUCUCUAUACUCAGCGUUUCAAGAAGAAGGAUCUUACAGAGUUUGUGAAGAAGACCAAGUACAAGCGUAUGGGAGACCUAGCAGCAUGGUGGAGAUAUGCUAGAGAUUAUAUCAAGAUUGGUGGAUGGUUAAAAGGAAAAGGUAAGAUUACUGAAGAUGAAUUGAAUACUUACUUCUGGGCAGGUAUUGGACGUGGUCUGCGGUCUAGGAUUGAAGCAAGACUGCUUGCAUCUCAGCCCACUAGGGAUAACUCUAAACCCUAUCUUAUGAAGGAGGUAUCAGAUAUUGCGGAAAAAAUUCUGCAGAGAGAAAAAUUCGACGAGUAUGUGGAAUCGGAUGACAGUGAUGAAUUUGGAACAGAUUGGUCUGGCGAUUCAGAAUCUUCAACAGAAGAGAGCACAGAUGAGGAUAUCAGGGUAGUCGAGGCAAGGAAAGCCAAAGCAGAGAGGAAGAAGAAGGAAAGUAGGAAGAAGGUUAGAUAUGAGAGGGAGCAUCAAAGUCGCAUGAAGGAACCAAGAAGUGGGGAAGAGCGCAGACCAAAAAGAAGAGGUACACCACCUCCUUCUGCUGCGAAACUAAGACAGAGUGAACAACAGGACGAGAUUGAAGAACUCAUCAAGCAAAUGAGCAAGAUGAACAUCAAUGAUCCAACUUAUGGCUUAGUCUAUUAUAGGGCAUUAAAGCUUGAUCCAACAGUUGCGGCAGUCGUGCGGGCUCCUAGAUUAGAUACACCUCCACCAUCAAUCUUGCCAGAUCGUAGAGCUCCUGCUAGAGAAGCACCACCCCAUAUGAUGUCAGGAAUUUCUCAGCCAAAUUUCCCACCUGCUAGACCACCAAUCUCUGAAAUGAUUUGCUUUGGCUGUGGUGAAAAGGGCCAUGGAAUUUCAAACUGUGCUAAAGUUGCAGAACUAAUCAAGGAUGGAAUGCUUGCUAGGGAUAAUGGAGGAAGACUUACUCAUGGAAAUGGAGCAAGAAUCCAAAGAUUCAAUGGGGAAUUCAUUAUUCAAGCUGCUGAACGUGAAAGGAAUCGAUCAACUAGAAGUAAUCUGAUCACCAUUGAUGGAGGUUCAAGCACACCCAAUCAUCAUUCCUAUCACACAGCAAGGUUCACUUCAGAUCUGGAUUCAGAAUCUGAUUCAGACGCAGGUUCAGAGGAUGAAAUCUAUAUGGUACAGCAGACAGAAGGCAGCUUAUGGGAUGUAUAUCCAGUCGAAAGGACAGAGAAGACUCUGCACAAGAAAAGAAAAAUGGAGUUUGACGGAGUAUACCCACCACCCAGAAAUAAAUCUCAAGCUAAAGAGAAACAGAAAGAAAAGGAAGAAAUUCCUAGGCCGAUCGAAGUAACUAGAAUUCCUGGAGAAAAGGUUGGUCAUCCUCAGAGGUGGAAAGGUAAGGAACCUGAAAGAAGAGGAGUGCAAUGGGAAGAAACAAGAGGAAGGAAGGAAGAAGAAGAAGAAGAAGAGGAAGAGUUACCUUCAAUUAAAGUGCACCGCGAUAGUGAUGGAGCAAGAAGAACUCAACAAACUGAGGGACCAGGAAGUCGGGCAAGUAUGCCUGAGAAUGUGCUACCACCAAGAAUGAUGGAGCCAAAACGUAGAAAGGUGGAGAUCACACCAAUAGAAGAACCAAUGAGGUUUGAUCCCAACAAUGAUGACGAUUUUAUUAUGGAAGAUGCUACACAAGGUACUACAAAAGAGGACAAAACCAAGAGAAAUCCUGCUAAGAAGAGGACACCUCGGCAGUCGGUGAUUUCCACUAUCGUAGACCCUAUGGCAGUGCUCGGACAAAUCUUGCGGUCACCAGUUCAGUUGCCUGUCGGAGAUAUUUUAGGCUCGUCAAAAGAACUGGCUAAUCUGCUUACCAAAAAUCUGCGGCCGGUUACAUCUUCGGAGGUAGAAGGAAAGUCUCUGAUGGCCAAAAGGGAUCAACAGGAAAAUUCAAAAGGAAAGGAAAGAAAUACCUUGGAGAAUGAAUCGACAGAUGAUCAGUCGCAUAGACCAUUGAUCAAAAUACCAGUUGAGAUCAAUGGCAUAAUUCUUGAAGGAAUAUUUGACACUGGUUCGAACAUCAACAUAAUCAGUAAAGAUGCUUGGCAACGAGCUGCGCGUUGGCCGAUGAAUAUGAAACGAGGGAUAACAAUGAAAGAUGCAAACGGAGGUGAAGGUUACUUACCGGGAAUGCUAGCAAAUGUUCCGCUCCGAUGCGGGAAUAUUCAAACGCGUGCCGAUUUAUUUGUGGCGCCGCAUGUGUCGUUUGAGCUCCUGCUUGGUAGGGCCUGGCAAGAAACUAAUCUAGUGGCUCUAGACGAAUUACGAGAUGGUACUUACCUUUUGUUCAAAGAUCCAGUAUUUUGUGGGACCGCGUCGGGGCCCGAGUGUGAGUACCACUGGUAUAAAUGGAGCUGCCAAGAAUAA
Heterobasidion irregulare TC 32-1 is the source of this 2733-nucleotide messenger RNA. RefSeq lists its product as uncharacterized. NCBI's taxonomy places the organism in Eukaryota, Fungi, Basidiomycota, Agaricomycetes, Russulales, Bondarzewiaceae. The record is from RefSeq and is a predicted model, not a curated record. Gene Ontology annotation, molecular function: aspartic-type endopeptidase activity; zinc ion binding; nucleic acid binding. Bases 1 to 2733 code for a protein of 910 amino acids. The transcript has 2 exons. Gene Ontology annotation, biological process: proteolysis.